GCUACGUGCUUUCUAUGCGACUCAAAGCGGGCGAUUUGAGCGGGCUGUUGCUCUUGUUGACAACCGUGUUGUUUGCUUCUCUCCGAAAGAUUCGCCUGGGUUGAUAUUUCUUUCUCUCUUAAAGUUGCCAUGGAGGAAGGGAUAGCUCGGAAUACGCUAUCGGAGCGUUGUGAUGUAAGCACCUCGCAGAGACGACGGUCUCCUCGGCUGACUUCUCCCCCGGUGGUGAAGCCAGUGGCGGCAGUGAAGCGCUCCUUCGCCGUGAGGAAAAUAGUUCCCAGGAAAACCACCGCACCGUCGGAGCACGACAAAGAGAACACUGAGCGGUGUUCUGGGGUGACUCUCCCGGAGAAGCAGAAUGUUUCCACGCCUGGUUCUGCUCCGUGUCGAAGGCGAUCCUCCGCCGCCAAGAGGCAGGCCGUCAUGCCGUCACCCAUCCUGCCUUCGCCACCGCCGCCACAGCCACACUUGCAGCAGCAGCAGCAGCAGCCUGUUGACCCGGACGACCUGGUGUGGUCCCACAAGGCUCGCCGAUCCUACAGCCGACUCAGCGACAAGUCCUCGCAUAGCCCCGAAUCCAGAAGGACCAUGUUCGGCUUUGAGAAACUGCAAACCCCCGAGGUCGGACAGAGAACCACACGGGUCAGGAAUGGCGUGGAUAUUUCUGGUUCCAUGUCCGGCCUGAGCUCCUUUUCAUCGCUGCUGGAAGCUGAGGAUUGCGGCUACUCCGAACCGGAUCUGAACAUUCCAGGGGUGGCGCUGGUGAAGGAGAAGAAAAGGAGAAAGAAGGUCCAGCAGAUGAAGACCACGGAGCUGGACGCUCUAGCGGCCAGGAUGAACGCAGAGUUCGAGGCGGCGGAAGAGUUCGAGCUGGUGGUGGAGUGAAGGACACAGACUGGAAGAUCCUUCCUGUUUUACUGGACACUUUCUGGAAACAAAUAAGAAUAUUUCCAUUCAUCGUUCUUUUAAAAAGGUUUAACUGAUCAUAUAUAUUGAUCCCAUAUUUUUCAUCAAUAGAACGUUGUGUUGUCAACCAGUUUUCAUUAUACUCCAUAUGAUUGUUGGUUUUGCUGUCAUGUUAAUGUGGAGGUUUGUUUGUGUUUGUGAUCUGACAAAACAAGCUGAAAGUUGAUUUUAAUGACGUGGAUUCGUUCCCGUUGGACUGGAGUAAUGACUGUGACCAUGUGACCGGCCAAGUUCAUUUAUGAGUGACUAAUAAAUUCAGCUGUAGUUUGACCCACUCAUUGUUGAUUGGCUGAAAUCUAGUUCACUCUUGGAAAUGGUACUGAAAGCGUUCAAACUGAAGAGA
Molecule: messenger RNA, 1309 nt
Organism: Synchiropus splendidus (mandarinfish)
Lineage: Eukaryota; Metazoa; Chordata; Actinopteri; Syngnathiformes; Callionymidae
Gene: cdca5
Product: cell division cycle associated 5
Exons: 1
Coding region: 130-885 (251 amino acids)
Source: RefSeq, a predicted model, not a curated record